This is a messenger RNA of Osmia lignaria (orchard mason bee), 2123 nucleotides long. Its product is annotated as BTB/POZ domain-containing protein 9. NCBI's taxonomy places the organism in Eukaryota, Metazoa, Arthropoda, Insecta, Hymenoptera, Megachilidae. The record is from RefSeq and is a predicted model, not a curated record. Gene Ontology annotation, molecular function: protein binding.
CACACCUGAGGGAACGAUAGAACGAGACGGUAAGAAGGAGCUACGAAGACGGCGGGUACAGAGCAGGCCUGGUCCAGCUCUCGUAAAACUCGUCUCGUGCCUGAGAAAUAGCUGGUGUUGAACUUGCCAACUUCCGGCCGAAAGGCAGUCGCUCUUCAUCCGCGUUCGCUGAUUUUUUUCAUAUCGAUCCUCUCUACACGCGGUGAUCCUCGCGGGAGUACGUUCGCGUUCUGGAGCAACCAAUACCACCGGAUUACUUUUCAGAGGACAAUGUUUCGCCCCGUGAGAGUGUAAUAUGCCGUGGAUCGGUUAGAAGAUGCAGUGUUUCGCGUGUAAAGCCAACGCUCCUCCACGUGUGCCAUCGCGGCUCCUUUAGACGCUCUUCGACGUUUCUUGGAAUAAUCGCGUCACGUCUUCGAAGUUGGUGAUUUCGAAUUCAUAGAUCAUGGGAACUAGAGCAGUCGCCGUGGGGGCGGCACCAGGAGCAGCAGGGGUAUCCGGCGAAGCAGGCUUAGCCGGUGUACCGAGACUUUUGGAGGACCUGGCCCGACUUUCCGAGGACAAAGAUACAGCUGACAUAGUAUUCCUUCUAGGACGGGACGAAACGCCGGUGUACGCUCACAGAAUUAUCUUAAAAGCAAGGUGCAAGAACUUCACGGCUGCGAAGAGGAUCGGGACACCCGGAAAUCCAACGCCAGUGCGUAUGCCACACGCUCAUUCAGAGACGUUUCGACAGUUCAUUCAUUACAUUUACACGGGCAAGAUUAUGCUGCAGGACAGUGGCAUUUUCGAGAUGCUAGGACUCGCUCACGAACUCGGUGUCGAAGAACUUCGAAGGAGUUGCGUGGAACACGUCUCCACUACUCUCAGCCCCGGAAACGCUUGUGCUCUUUUGACUGCGGCUUUGGAUGCCCAAGAGCGAGUUCCUAGUGGUAAAGGAGCUUGUUCUUCUUUCAUCGAGAGAUGCUUUACCUACAUAGGAGAAAAUGCUGUAGACAUAGUCAAAACAACAGCAUUUUGUAAUCUUCCAAAGGAUGCAUUGGUGAAGCUUAUAUCUUCAGACUAUCUGGGAUUGGAGGAAGAAGAUGUUUGGAGAGCGGUACUAAACUGGGCUAAAUAUCAGGCAGGGGUGACGCAGCCUACUCAACACUGGACAGAGGAGGAACGUGUGAGGGUUUGCCAACAUUUAUCGGGAGUGAUAAAUCAUGUUCGCCUGCUGCUAAUCGACAGUCAAGUCUUUGCGGAGGAAGUAGAACCGACGGGAGCGGUGCCCAUAGAACUUUCCUUGGAGAGGUACGAAUUUUUCAAUCCCGAUCGAUCAAGUGGCUCAAAACCCACAAGGUAUAGGUAUGCAGCGCUCCCGAACAAGUAUGCAGAAAUUUGCGCGGACAAACGGCUACAACCGAGAGUAAGUCCAUUACUGUUCCCUGGAUCACAAAUCUUAUCUAGAGAUAAGAUGGGCUUCCAACGUCUUCUGAAUCAGUGGUACGGAUCACCGAAACAGACUUGGCGUUUAGUGUACCGAGCCUCUAGUCAUGGUUACUCAGCAGCAUCGUUUCACCGGCAUUGCGAUGGAAUUUGCCCAACAUACGUAAUUGCAUUGGGAACUCGAGGAGAAAUUUGUGGGGGUUUCAGUGAUGCACCAUGGGGCAAGACAAAUGCUAAAGGACACUACAUCUUUUCAGAAAAAGCUUUCCUGUUUACAUUAACAAAUAACCAAGAUGUACCUCCAACAAAAUACGACAUCGUGAAGAAACCUUUUGCAAUUUGUUAUCACCCAGAUAUUGGACCAAUUUUUGGAGCGGGAGCCGAUUUACUCAUUUCUAGUAAUUGUAACGUGAAUAUGGAAAGCUAUAGUAAUCUUCCUCACAGCUAUGAAGGUGAACACGCUUCGAAUACUCUAUUGAUGGGAGACUAUCAUUUCUCUGUAGUAGAUUACGAAGUUUUUACCCCUAGCCAUCCAGUUCCCAAAUCCACUCAUUAACAACGUAUAAGUAUAUUUAAUUUCACGAGCUUGUACAUAUACGAUCGCAUACAUUUAUAAAAAUAAUAACUUUCAUACAACUUCCGGAAGCUUACUAUAGAACUUAAAUAUAUUGUUAAAAGUGAAAUUGUUGUUCUGU